This is a messenger RNA of Oikopleura dioica, 2976 nucleotides long. The record is from the annotation of a GenBank genome assembly. Lineage: Eukaryota; Metazoa; Chordata; Appendicularia; Copelata; Oikopleuridae.
AUGUCUUUUAUAAAAGGAGUGGAGCAAAUUGCCAACAAGAAAGUUUUCUAUGAAAAUGCAUUGAAAUAUUGGGACAGGGUUCCACCGACGCUUGAUGGUGUCAUGGGUGGAUUGCCCAUGCUUUCAGAUCUGGAUCUUCAAGAAUCAAAGCCUUUUCUAAAGAAACUCGGGAUGAAACACGGGAUGAAGACAGAGAGAGCGUGCGACUUUGGCGCUGGGAUAGGCCGUGUUGCUGAUAAACUUUUACUCCCAGUCUUCAAAGAAGUGGAAAUGGUCGAGUUUUCCGCCAAGCUUUGUGAGCAAGCAAAUAAAGAUUUCACGGAAAAGGGGCUGAUUGAAAGAUUGAAGAUCACUUGUCUUCCGAUGCAAGAUUAUGAUACAUCAAUAAAAUUCGACUUGUUUUGGUUUCAAUGGUGCGUCGGCCAUCUGACCGAUGAGGAUUUUAUCGCUCUCUUUACGAGACUGAGAGGAAAAUUAUCGGAAAAUGGAGUCAUUGUCAUCAAAGACAAUUGUGCCUCUACUGAGGAGACAGAGUUUGAUACAGCUGAUUCGAGUGUUUCUCGACCAGUGACUGAAUUGGAGAGACUUGUAAAAGAAGCGGGUUCUCCGGCCAAGCACCAAUCCGAAUCUGAGCUAGAAAGAAUUAAAAACUCAGUGAAAAUCGAACUGCGAGAACUUGAAAGGACACGUGACACAGAGCAAAAAAAAGUAGAAAGCGUGCGUAAAAAUGUCCUUGCUGAAGAACAGCGUCUCAAGCAACUGAAAUCAGAUGUGGCUGACUAUCGUGGUCAAAUUCAAGCUCUUGAGCGCGAAUUACGCCAAAAAGCUGCGAUUCAGAAUCCGCCCGUGAUGCCUCCGGAGCGUAUCUUUCCACCGCAUGAGAUUCCGACGAUCCCCUUCAGGGCCAAUAUUGACUGUUCCCGCGGCGACUGUUUUGAUUACACCCGAUGUCCGUUGACGGGUGGAUUUCCGGUUUAUCUUUAUCCCAUCGAUCAUAUUCUCGACGAUGUUACACACCGUCGCGCUGAGAAUAUCCAAGCCGGGCUACGUAAAAUGCUGCAGAUUGUCGAAGACGCAAAUACCGCCUGUAUUUGGUUUUUCAUAACUGAUAGUGUCGGUGAUUUCGACCCAGAAACGCUUGAACAUUGGCAUGGUGAUGGGAGAAAUCAUGUGAUUAUGGACCUGUCAGGCAGCUCAAGCUGGGGCGAUAUUGGCAGAGCUUCGAAAAUGGGAACAGGCUUUGCGAAUGUUUUGCCUUUUGAUCUCCUUUUGCCAGAACCGAUCGAGCUUCAUCAACCAAUUUGGGAGAUCGCACCGCUUAUGACUCCAAUAAAACGCGCUCAUCGACUCGUUUUUCAAUUCUCUCCGCCACAAGGUGCCAGCAAAAUCGUCGAGCAGCUGGCCUUGUUGAAGAAGCAACCGGAUAAUGUGGUAGAACCUGUUUCCUGCGGCGCGAAGCCUUGGGCGAAUUGUGGGACGCUGGAAGAAAGGCUUGAGAUCUUGUCGACGUCGACAUUUUCCCUUGUUCUCGUUGAGAAUAGUUUUGCUGAUGUUUCUGAUCGGCUUCUCGAAAGUUUGCUUUCCGGCGCCGUGCCGGUGGUGCUAUCGUACUCUGGUGUAUUGCCACUGCCCCUUAACGCUGUUAUCGACUGGUCGAAAGCGUCCUUGCAACUUCCACUUUCGCGUCUUCCCGAGUUGUCGUUUUUGCUCAGUUCCAUGACCUCGGAUGAUAUCUUCGACUUGAGAAGACAAGGACGGUUUCUUCUCGAAGAAUACUUCUCCUCCGAAGUCAAAUCAGUCUACAGCGGUCUUCAAGCGCUCAGACACAAGAUCGGAUUGACCCCUCCUCCGAUGGAACAAGCUGUCGGCGAAACGACGGACAUUGAAAAGUUCUACCCGCCAACUUUACCCGCCGAACCAAACUUUCUCGAUGAGGAAGCAAAGGACGAAUUCGUAUCAAUCCAGUCAUUAUCGCCGCUUCCAUCGCCUGUUUUUCCUCAAAAUUACACAUAUUUGAUCAAGGAUUAUUUCAACUCUGUUGGUCCCUUUGCACACAAAAUGAUCGAUGUCAAUAUUUUGGCAACGCCGCUACCAUCAGAAGAAAAGUUCCACGACAAACAACUCCCGUUUGACCCCAUUUGUGGGGGAGCAGGGGGCGAUGGGACGCAAUACCAGAGCGCACUUGGUGGUAACUUUCCACGAGAAGAGUUCACUGUAGUUAUUUUGACCUACAAGCGCGAUGAUGUCCUUAUCGGUACCCUUUCUCGUCUCGUGAAUCAGCCACACUUGAACAAAGUCGUUGUUGUUUGGAACUCUCCCUAUCCGAUUCCAGACAAUCUUCAAUGGCCAGCUAUUGGAGCCCCAGUAGAAGUUGUCAUUCCUGAGCAAAACUCGUUGAAUAAUCGAUUUCUUCCUUACAAAAACAUCGAAACGGAAGCAAUUCUUUCUCUCGAUGAUGAUACGCAUCUGAGAAGGGAUGAGAUCGAGUUUGCUUUUCGGACAUGGAGAGAAAAUCGCGACAGAAUCGUUGGCUUUCCGGGAAGACACCACUCAUGGGAGAAUGGAGGGUGGUUUUAUAACUCUAACCACACUUGCGAGCUGUCAAUGGUCCUCACAGGCGCAGCAUUUUUUCACAAGCAGUACUCGUAUCUGUACUCAAACUGGCAGCCUCCCGAAGUCAAGGCCCUUGUCGACGAGCUGAUGAAUUGUGAGGACAUUGCCCUCAACUUUCUCGUUUCUCAUCUUACCCGAAAACCUCCUGUAAAAGUAACUUCCCGCUGGACUUUCCGAUGCUUAGGCUGCCCAGAAGCUCUGAGUUCCACAGAUGGUCAUUUCAAUGAGCGCCACUACUGUAUAAAGCGCUUGACGAAGAUCUGGGGCUACAAUCCGCUGCUGUACACUGGUUACAGAGUUGACUCUGUAUUAUUCAAAACUAGACUGCCCCACGAUAAACAGAAAUGCUUCAAAUUUAUCUAA